GCCAGCCUAUUAGGCUUGUAAGUUUGGCCUUGAUAAAACUAGGCCUAACUUAUUUAGCUAAAUAGACCUAAUUAAAGGCCUGAACUUAACCUAGGCCUAUUUAGUAAAUAACUUAGGCUAGACUUGACAUAGGCUAGACCAUACAUUCUUGACUGCUCUUACACUGAACCAUAAUAUAUGUCAUUAUUAACUUAUGUUUCUUAAAAAAAAAAGUUUAUUAAAAUCUUGAUUAUUUUAACAAAAAAAAUCUCAUAUAUCUAGUUGUGCUCUUGAGUAAAAUAAAUAUAAUAAUUUGAAUUAUUCAAAACAUCAUCAUUAAUUACACGAGUGGAAUAUAAUAAAUUAAUAGUCUAAUUGAAAAAAUAUAUAAAACUUAUCUAAUACCAUAUAUUUUGGAUCGAGUAAAGUUUAUAAAAAAAAAACCAUUUAUACUACAGACUUGAGGAAGUAAAUAUCUUGAAUGAUGAGUUUCAUAGAUAAUCUAAAUGGGAUCCUCAAUAGAGUCGUUAAUUAGGAUCGAGUUUAUUGGGCCAGCUCUUUUAAUGUUGAAAAUAUUUGGGGUUAGGCCACUAUUUUAGAGUGUAAAAUGACAAUUCUGGCUUAAAAAGGUUAUUCCUUUUAAGCUCCAAUAUAAAAGGACCAGCCUUAUUUAAAUCUUUUUAUAAUUUUUUAAAAUUUUAAUAUUAAAAAAAAUAAACACUACAGUAAUUUUAAAACCCUAGCCUCAUUUUACGAGGAUGAAGAAGCAAUACAUGAAAAGCUUAAUAUCUUUGUUACUGAGGAGGUUCCAUAAGAAGAAGGAUCAAAUUAUAUUGAUGUUGAUGAUAAUAAAAAUCUUCAAAAUUUAGCUGACAAUAUUAGCAAAGUUAGAUUAAUAUUGGUGUUGAUUUUGUAAUGAGUUUUUUACUAGACUUAAAUUUGUUGUUAUGUGUAUUGACUUAAAUUUGUUUUCUAAAUUUUAUGUUAUAAGUGAUAACUUUUUUGAGAUUUUAAACAUAUUUGUUGGACUUUUAAAUUAAAAAAAGAAAAAAAAUAUAGGCCUGAGGCCAUGAGAACCAAGACCAAACUAAUCAAAAUGGAGCCCUGAAGUAUAACCGGCUUAAUAGAACUAACUCGUUUAAAUCCUAACAAGAGUCAACUCUAAUUGAUAGCUCUAACCCUUAGCUCAACUUAAAUAAAUGGAGUGCUUUGCACGAAAUGGCAGCAUGUGCUAAUGGCCUAACUGGUCUCCCUGUGUCUCUCUUUCCUUAUUUGUGAAUUUAAAUUAUUGGUUUAUUCCCAUUUCAUUUUGGAUCUAAAUUCUGCGUUUACAUUUCAUUUUUGGAUCAUCAUAAUCUCUAUCCUCUAGCUAGAAGGGAGACGAGGGAAUAUUGUGUGUACAAUUCUCUAAACUCGAUUUCAAGUUUCUGCAUUGUGAGAUCUGAAUCGAAGUGGCCUGGUAUAUGUACAACAUCACAAAACUAGAAGGUCUCCAUCAUGGAAAAUAGUACAAACAACGCACCUAGUUCUGAGAAAACUGAGCAAGCCAGUGAUCUUCAAGUUCUCGUCAUACCUCCUCAAGAAAGUCAAGCAGUCUCAGUACAAAGCAGAGGUAACAAUGAAUCUGAGGCCAUGUAUGAUGAGAUGAAACCUUCAGUUUCUGUCAGCAUGCCAAAGAACAGCAAAAGAGUUACAUUUAGUGGAGAGAUAGAUGUGAAAGAACCAACAAGUUAUUCUCAACCAAUGCCAAAAGGUUGUGAUCAGUUUCCAGAGGCAUUCAGUUAUAACUUUUGUAAGUCGAGGGAUAUCAGAUAUGAUAGCUUCAAGACGUGGUCUGGUAAACUUGAAAGACAGAUAACAAUGCUACGUGGCAAGUCACCUAAACCAUCACAUCUUCCAGAUCAUGACAACAAUAUGACAGGCAAUGAUAAACCCCUUCCUGUUGAUCGCUACUUUGAUGCAUUGGAAGGUCCUGAGUUGGAGACUCUCAGGGAUGCAGAAGAGAUAUUGCUGCCUCACGACAAACAAUGGCCAUUUCUUCUUCGCUUCCCCAUUUCAUCAUUUGGCAUUUGCCUUGGUGUCGGCAGCCAAGCAAUUCUAUGGAAGACAUUAGCCACAGCUCCAAGCACUGAGUUUCUUCACAUAAGCUUGAAAAUAAAUCUUAUCCUCUGGUUCAUUGCAAUCGCUCUUGUUGCUUCUAUCUCAACCAUCUAUCUUCAGAAAGUAAUCUUCUACUUCGAAGCUGUUCGUCGUGAGUACUACCAUCCAAUACGUGUCAACUUCUUCUUCGCUCCAUGGAUAGCUCUCUUGUUCUUAGCUCUCGGAGCUCCACCAUCAUUGGUCAAAGACCUUCAUGCUUCUCUGUGGUACAUCCUUAUGGUUCCUAUAGUCUGUCUUGAGCUUAAGAUCUAUGGACAAUGGAUGUCUGGUGGCCAAAGGAGGUUAUCGAAGGUGGCAAAUCCGUCAAAUCACCUCUCUGUUGUUGGGAAUUUUGUUGGGGCUUUGCUUGGUGCUUCCAUGGGUCUCAAAGAAGGGCCUAUCUUCUUCUUUGCUAUUGGCCUUGCUCAUUACAUAGUCCUUUUUGUCACUCUAUAUCAGAGACUCCCAACCAAUGAGACUCUGCCAAAAGAGCUUCAUCCCGUGUUCUUCUUGUUUGUUGCAGCUCCUAGUGUUGCUUCCAUGGCAUGGGCAAGGAUUCAAGGCUCGUUCGAUUAUGGAUCAAGGAUUUCCUACUUCGUUGCCAUGUUCCUUUAUUUCUCUCUGGCUGUCAGGGUCGACUUCUUCAGAGGAUUCAAAUUCUCACUUGCAUGGUGGGCCUACACAUUUCCUAUGACCGGCGCAGCCAUUGCAACCAUACGAUACUCAGAUGUUGUUACAAAUAUAGGAACCAAAGCCAUGUGUGUAAUUUUCAGUCUCAUCUCUACAUUUAUGGUGACCUUACUGCUUGUCAGCACUGUGAUUCAUGCGUUCGUGGUGCAAGACUUGUUUCCUAAUGACAUGGCCAUAGCCAUAACUGAGAAAAAGCCACAUCGUCAUCAUCGUCAUCAUCAUUUUAGUAAGUGGUUCCAUCUAGGACAUGAUAGCAACGACCAAAUCAGCCAUGAGAUUGAGAAUUUCUUGAGGUUUGCUGGUUCAAAUAACAGCAGCAGUGUCGAAUCUUUGGUCACUAAUAGUAAUAAUUAGAACAAUCCGAGAGUUCCACGUGAGGAAUAUUGAAUUAGAUAAGAUUACGUGUGAGGAACGUAGAGUUUUGUUUUGUUUUGAAUGCUCCCAUGAGAGCAGUUAAUUGGUGAGUGCAUAAAGAGGUACUUUAUGAAAAAACAGCUCCCACAUGUUAAAGUUACAAAAAAUGGGGGGAAAAGGAAAAAACAUAUACAUGUGAUUAGUGAAAGAAAAAUUGUGUGUGUGGAAUUAUUGUGGAAUGUAAGUAGGUUUUAAAUUCAUAAAAUGGAACAAAUAAAGCAAGUCGAUCAAAAUCCUACCAAAAUAGGCACUGAACUCAUUAAGAAAGGUUAAAAAAAUGUAGACUAUCCAUAACAUAUAUUAUCAAUCUCAAGUAAAGAACAUAUCAUUCAUAUCAUAUUCUUUUAAAUAUCAUCACAAAUUCAAAUGGCCCACUAAACAAAAAAUAAUAAUAAAAAUAUAAGCAAUUUGGAGAGCAAGUGGGCAAGCAACUUUGGCAACUGACGGCAUUUUAGGCACCUCCUUCAUCUAGCAUAAAUAAGUGUAAGAAAGCCAUGUGUGGUGAAAAAGGAGAGAGGAGUGGUGAAAGAGAAGAUGCCACAAGGGAGUCGGAAAAAAUGUAGAAGAGGAGAGGGAAGGAAGAAAAUGUUUGUCAUUUGGUGUAUUUUGUAAUUUGAGUAUGCAAUAAAGUUUUCUCUUUCAUGUAAGUCUUUUUCUCAUUUCUUCAAGUAUUGUGGUUGCAA
Molecule: messenger RNA, 3905 nt
Organism: Prosopis cineraria
Lineage: Eukaryota; Viridiplantae; Streptophyta; Magnoliopsida; Fabales; Fabaceae
Product: S-type anion channel SLAH3-like
Exons: 6
Coding region: 1477-3162 (561 amino acids)
Biological process (GO): transmembrane transport; intracellular monoatomic ion homeostasis
Cellular component (GO): membrane
Molecular function (GO): voltage-gated monoatomic anion channel activity
Source: RefSeq, a predicted model, not a curated record